GUCACACACAGGACCAAGCAGGAGCAGGAUGAUCUCAGCAUUUUGAUAUUUUACUACAAAUGGAGGAUAACGAAGAUGUUCAAUACUGUUUUCAAGACAGAAAUUCUUCUUGCAGAAAGGCUUUGCCAUUGACUUCAAUUCACUCAGCAAUCUACUUAUUAAUCUCAGUGAUUUCAGCAGUUACAGUAUUUUUGAACGUACUGGUGAUUAUCUCCAUCUCUCACUUCAAGCAGCUCCACACUCCAACCAACCUGCUCAUUCUCUCUCUGGCUGUGUCAGAUCUCCUGGUGGGAUUGUUUGCGUUACCAGCAACGACGGUAGCAAUAAUGGAAUCAUGCUGGGGAUUUGGGGAAUAUUUCUGUGUGUUUCAAUUCUACAUCACUUGUUUAUGUACUUCUUUAUCUCUGGGCAAUUUGGUCUUGAUAUCCAUUGACCGCUAUGUUGCUGUGUGUGAUCCCUUAUUGUAUUACUCUAAAAUAACAAUAACAAGAACGAUGUGUUGUAUAUCCUUUACCUGGUGUGUAUGUGUCAUACACGAUGCUGCUAUUGUAAAAAACUUUGUAAAUGUACAGGUACCGAGUAGGUGUUUGAAAGAAUGUUUUAUACUUGAAGGGUUCAAUUGGGUUAAUAUCAUUGACCUUGUACUUAAAAUGGUUGUCCCAUGCGCUAUUAUUAUAACACUUUAUAUGAACAUCUUUGUGGUGGCCAGAUCACAGGCCAGAAAGGUAUUUUCAAAAGAGGCUGGUGUUCAAACUGGACAGGAAAAUAAGUCUGAGAGAAAAGCAACAAAAACUCUUUCUAUUGUUGUUUUCAACUAUCUCAUAUGUUGGACUCCAUCUCUCUUUGCUUUCUUUCUAUCUUUUUUAGGUGAAAAUGUAUCAUCAUCCAUCAUCAGCUUUCUGCCACUUGUUAAUUCCUUAAUUAAUCCAAUAAUUUAUGCUUUCUUUUAUCCAUGGUUCAAAGUGACAGCUGAACUUAUUAUAACUCUGAAGUUUAGGCGUUCAUAGUUCCUAUGUUUUCAUAGUCCCUCGGUUUGAAAUGGUUUUGUUAUACAAUUGUUGUAAUUGCUUCUUUCAUGUAACAAUACUCUUUCAUUACUUAUCUCUGUGUUGUCAUCAUAGAUACAUGUGGUGUUGAUACAGAAUGAUUUGGUUGGAUUGGAAUGACUAGGAGAAGGCAUAAGAAGCCUGAAUUUGUCAGGAAAUGGACUCUACAAGAUGUCGAAAGUGUUCCACAGGGAUGCCGGCCCAUAUUGACUCCAAUCCUUUGUGCUGCGGGUGACUGACCAAUCUGGAUACACAGGAAAUUGCUGGGUGUGAAAAACACCGUUGCCCUUCUUGACACAAUCAAAGCCAAUUUCCCUGGCACCUAGUACCAUACCCCUUUCAAAGGCACUUAAAUAUGUUGUCUUGCCCAUUCACCCUGUGAAUGACACACAUAAAACAAUUAAGACAUGGAUUGUGUAAGGCUUAAAAAUCCUUCUUUUACCUGUCUCCUCACCUUCAUCUACAAUGAUUGAAUUGGAUUUAACAGGUGACAUCAAUAAGGGAUUGUUCCUUUCACCUGGAUUCACCUGAUCAGUCUAUGUCAUGUUCUGUACACUCAGUCUAUAUGUUGUUAAACAUUACCCUCUCAUGGCUCAUUUGGGACACAAUGCCUUAAGUUGAAAUGUGCAAUUCUUUAUGAUAUCAGAUAACAUCCAAGUCUAACUCAAUGGUGUAUUGUGUAAGUAGUUGUAAAAUGUAAUAAUAUGAAAUUGUGGGUAACACUUUAUAAUAAUGUUCAGCAUUAAACCAUUUGUAAUCAU
Messenger RNA from Oncorhynchus masou masou (cherry salmon), 1807 nucleotides. Its product is annotated as trace amine-associated receptor 13c-like. The record is from RefSeq and is a predicted model, not a curated record. Gene Ontology annotation, molecular function: trace-amine receptor activity. NCBI's taxonomy places the organism in Eukaryota, Metazoa, Chordata, Actinopteri, Salmoniformes, Salmonidae. Gene Ontology annotation, cellular component: membrane. The transcript has 2 exons. Bases 60 to 1007 code for a protein of 315 amino acids. Gene Ontology annotation, biological process: G protein-coupled receptor signaling pathway.